CAUACGACUCUAUUCAGAGCUCAGAUACGCCCUCAACGCUGAGAUUGCUCGCGUUCUCGACCUUGCCCACUCGCUUUGACUGAAGUGGGGGUGUGACCUCGCCGACUGGGGAAUCAACUGGUGUCUGAGUCGGUUAUUCUCCACGAAAAGUGCAGGCCGAGAGUUGUCUGUGAAAUCGACCGUCCUCAAGAAGGAUCUGACCGCGCUAGUCCCGUUCCGGGACUGGGGUUAUUUUUCCCAGGCGGGAAGCGACUGGGAGCUUCAUCGUGUCGACGAGUUUGUAAGAAUCCCUCCGUGAAGAAUGAGAGAAAGCAACUCGCGACGCAGCAUCAAUAAAGAACGCUCGCGAGCAGAAGCUUCGAAGAUGAUUUCCAAAGUGAGACGGAGUCGGCGAUCCGCCUUCGCUGCACUCGUACUUCUGGAAGGGGAAAAAGUUGUUUUUGAAAUGAAUGUGUAUCCUACGCAAGUGAAGCGAGUUUCGGAUACUUUGUGGAAACUCAUCAGGGUCCCGAAAGACUACGUGAGAAGUCUGUGGCGAGAGGGCGAGUGUCACCCUAAAGCUGUGUGGAGACUCGAGUUUUUCGCCACGAAGGAUGUCUUCGACGUGAGCAUCCCCGAGGACGAUACGCUCCACACAGCUAAUUAUGCGAAGGAUUGCGAUCCCGAAGAGGUAAUCAAAGUGCCUCCCACUAUUUUUCUCCUCCCGACGAAUCCCGUAUUCCACCCAUUGCGGGGACUUUGGAUGUCAGGGAGAGACCAGACGGACUUCUCCCCAACGUCGGGAAUGAAUCCGAGAGUCGCCUACAAGGUGCUCCGCAGCGUCGCUCUGACAAAGAGAAGAAUCAACUCCUUCGAAAACUAUUUCGCCGCCCGGAACCUGAGUCUAGUUCAUAUACUCGGCGUUGGAGGUUUCGGAAUCGCUGUCGCCGUGAGAGACGGUGAAGGCCUUCUAUCAGUUCUUAAGCUAAUUCCGCUAGAAGAAGAAAAAAUGACGCAUAUCCUCCGUGAGAUCUUCAUAACAGCGAGCGUGUCGAACCUGAAAUCUUGUUACGGGGAUCGUGUGGGUUUCCCGAAAUACCAGAACUGCGCAAUCGUGAGCGCGCCUCUCGACUCACGGAUAGAGUUCCUCUUAGAAGACACUAAGGACGGCCAUUACUUCGUUUCGCCCAGCAUGACGAAAUGGUUGGCCAUUGAGAUCGAAUACGGAGGAAACAAUCUCCGGCAGUACGCACGAGCUCCCGAAGGGAACCUGCGUUUGAAACAUCAUGGCGAUGCUUUGUCCAUCCUCGCUCAAGUUAUCAACACCUUAGCUAUCGCGGAGGCAAACCUCGAGUUUGAACACCGAGACUGUCAUUGGGAAAACAUAUUGAUUCUGGAAGAAGAACCGUCGGAGUGCGAUCGAGUUUUUCUCGAAUCGAACGGGAGAAUCCACUCCAUUCCAUCGUUCGGAAUGAAGGUGAUGCUGAUCGAUUUCGGUCUAGCGCGGUGCCGAACCCCGCAUGGGGUCGAGUUCCUGGACGUGAAGCGCAUUUUCCCAGCGAUCCUUCAACAAUCUGGAUCGGUCCAGUACGAUAUGUACAGACGGUUGAGCAAGGCUAUUGGAGGUUCUUGGCGCGGUUUCCGUCCGCGAACGAACGCCUUGUGGAUUGAGUACCUUGUAGAUAAGCUCCUGGAUCGCAUCGGAUACGCAUCUGAGUACUGGUCCCGUGAGACGGACGACACGUGUCUUCUCGAGAAUUUCAGACGGAUUCUGAACGAUCGUUCGCCACGGAAUGCCCGAAACUGCCUGGAUGUCCUCUGUUCUUUGUUAGCUGGCAGGAAGGUGGAAUAGCCACGUAAAUCUCUGAUCGAAGGGGUUCUCUUACGCUCCUCCUAUUUUGUUCUCGGUUGACCCUUUCGGCUGGAGUAGGGUCGGCAAUCCCAUUUAGAUUCAAUAUCUGACUUGUAUAAUAGACCGCUGCGGUUUCCGGAGUUCUAUGACGACUAAUAAAAAGCCGACUUGACU
Galendromus occidentalis (western predatory mite) is the source of this 2005-nucleotide messenger RNA. Its product is annotated as serine/threonine-protein kinase haspin. The coding region runs from base 302 to 1831 and encodes 509 amino acids. The transcript has 3 exons. Gene Ontology annotation, cellular component: cytoplasm; nucleus. Gene Ontology annotation, molecular function: ATP binding; histone H3T3 kinase activity. NCBI's taxonomy places the organism in Eukaryota, Metazoa, Arthropoda, Arachnida, Mesostigmata, Phytoseiidae. The record is from RefSeq and is a predicted model, not a curated record. Gene Ontology annotation, biological process: protein phosphorylation; intracellular signal transduction; mitotic cell cycle.